GCGGGGUCCGAGGAGGACGAGGAGGAGGGCGACCCCGAGGAGCACCCGGGGUCCGAGGACGACGGCGACGAGGAGGAGAUCAUGGAGGAGGAGGAGAACGAGGACGACGACGACUCCGACUACCCCGAGGAGAUGGAGGACGAGGACGACGCCAGCUACUGCACCGAGAGCAGCUUCAGGAGCCACAGCACCUACAGCAGCACCCCAGGCAGAAGACGACAGAGAGUGCAUCGUCCUCGUUCUCCAAUAUUGGAAGAAAAAGAUGUCCCAUCCCUCGAGUUUCCUAAAUCCUCAGAGGACUUAAUGGUGCCUAACGAACAUAUAAUGAAUGUUAUUGCCAUCUAUGAGGUACUACGGAACUUUGGCACUGUUUUACGACUGUCUCCUUUUCGUUUUGAGGACUUCUGUGCUGCUCUGGUAAGUCAGGAGCAAUGCACACUUAUGGCAGAGAUGCAUAUAGUGCUUUUAAAAGCAGUUUUACGUGAAGAAGACACUUCAAAUACUACCUUUGGACCUGCUGACCUCAAAGAUAGCGUUAAUUCCACUUUGUAUUUCAUAGAUGGAAUGACGUGGCCAGAGGUUCUGCGGGUAUAUUGUGAGAGUGACAAGGAAUACCAUCAUGUUCUUCCUUAUCAAGAGACAGAGGACUAUCCUUAUGGACCAGUAGAGAAUAAAAUCAAAGUUCUGCAGUUCUUAGUGGAUCAGUUUCUUACAACAAACAUUGCACGUGAGGAGCUAAUGUCAGAAGGCGUUAUCCAGUAUGAUGAUCAUUGUAGGGUUUGUCACAAACUGGGGGACUUGCUUUGCUGUGAAACUUGCUCAGCUGUGUACCAUUUAGAGUGUGUGAAACCACCUCUUGAGGAGGUACCAGAGGACGAAUGGCAGUGUGAGGUCUGUGUAGCACAUAAGGUGCCUGGAGUAACUGACUGUGUUGCUGAAAUCCAAAAAAAUAAACCAUACAUUCGACAUGAACCCAUUGGAUAUGACAGACACCGACGAAAAUACUGGUUCCUGAACCGAAGAAUUAUUAUAGAGGAAGAUUCAGACAAUGAGAAGGAGAAGAGAAUCUGGUACUAUAGCACAAAGAUCCAGCUAGCGGAGUUAAUUGAAUGCCUAGAUAAAGAUUACUGGGAAGCUGACCUUUGCAAAACUCUGGAAGAAAUGCGUGAGGAAGUUCAUCGGCAUAUGGAUAUUACAGAAGAUCUUACUAACAAAGCACGUGGUAACAACAAAUCUUUCCUGGCUGCAGCAAAUGAUGAAAUUUUGGAUGCUCUGAGAAUUAAAAGAGGAGAAAUAGUGGAAGAUAAAAAUUCAGUAACUGAUGAAACGGAGAAGGCCAAAAAUGAGGCUGAAAACAGUGGCCAAACAGAUCUGGAAAAAAGCAAGGAGGAAUCUGCAGACCAACUACAGGACAAAACUGAGGAAACGUCACCUGAACAAGAGUCAGAAAAAGGAAAAGCAGAAGAGCCAACAGUCGUUGGGGAUAAAAGUAUCUCUGUGACAUCAAGCACUGAUGGCAACACCACAAAUCCUGCAGGAGAGACUAGUUCCUCUGAAGGGAAGAACACAGUGGGGUCUCAGUCAGAAACCUCUGAUAGCAACCAUGUGGCAGAGAAGAAGGUGGCAUCAGAGCUCCCCCAGGAUCUCUCAGAGGAAACUGGUGAGAUGAUUCCCAGCAGCAGUGCUAGUGUAUCCACUGUGCCCCUGCAGUCAAACUUUGAAAACAGCAACAGCAGUGACCUGAACUCCAUGCAGAUGUCUGAAGAUGCUGAAAAUGGCGAAAGAGGAUCACAGACCUCAGAGGAGACAGCAGAGAAAUCGAAUGGUGAAAGAAGUGAUUCUCCAGGGACAGGGAAAGGUACCCCUGGUUCAACUCGAAUGGUCACCAGACUACGAAAUCCGGAUAGUAAGCUAAGCCAGAUGAAAAACCAGCAGGUCGCUGCUGCAGCACAUGAAGCAAAUAAGUUAUUUAAAGAAGGCCGAGAGGUUCUUGUGGUCAACACCCAAGGAGAAGUCUCUCGGCUGAAUGCCAAGAAAGAAGUUGUGAUGAAAGGAAAUCUCAACAAUUAUUUUAAGUUGGGGCAAGAGGGGAAGUACCGUGUGUAUCACAAUCAGUAUGCCACCAAUUCAUUCGCAUUGAACAAACACCAGCAUAGAGAAGACCACGACAAGAGACGGCACCUCUCACAUAAGUUUUGUCUGACUCCUGCUGGAGAGUUCAAAUGGAAUGGCUCUGUACAUGGGUCCAAGGUUCUUACCAUAUCCACUUUGAGGCUAACUAUCAUUCAGCUAGAGAACAACAUCCCUGCAUCAUUCCUUCAUCCCAACUGGGCUUCCCACAGGUCUAACUGGAUUAAGGCUGUCCAAAUGUGUAGCAAACCUAGAGAAUUUGCACUGGCUCUGGCAAUACUGGAGUGUGCAAUUAAGCCAGUUGUCAUGCUGCCAAUCUGGCGGGAGUCCCUGGGGCACACCAGAUUACACAGAAUGACAGCAAUUGAGAGAGAGGAAAAGGAAAAGGUGAAAAAAAAGGAGAGAAAACAGGAGGAGGAAGAAACAAUGCAGCAAGCUACUUGGGUGAAAUAUACCUUCCCUAUCAAACAUCAGGUUUGGAAACAAAAAGGAGAAGAAUAUAGAGUAACAGGCUAUGGUGGUUGGAGCUGGAUUAGUAAAACGCACGUUCAUAGAUUUGUGCCUAAAUUACCCGGAAAUACUAAUGUCAAUUACAGAAAAUUACUACCAACAAAGAAUGAUGAUGUCACCAUUGAAAAUCGGUGUGAACUGGAUAAAAGAAAAAGUACAACAAAAGUAAAAAUAGAGACUGAUUCUUUGAAAGGCAGAAUAAAAGAUUCUCAGGAUCGACAAGCAAAGGACCAAACAGAAAUGAAAACUUCUGAAAUCUUGGGGAAAGUCCAACCAAAGGAAGAAAAUAAAUUGCAUGAAGAAAAAGUGAAAAUUGAUAUCAAUUCUGAAAACCUAGAUCAUGCAAAAGACAAAGUGGAAAAAGACACUGAGUCUGAAAAUGAUAAAGUCAUCAAAGAAGAACCCAUGGAAGUGGAUGACAUAAAACUUGAAUCGCCUACAAAAAAUGAGGAUGGUCAUUCUAAAGUAGAUAUAAUCAAUGUCAGCCAGGGCUUUCAUUUAAGGACGUGCUACAAAAGGAAAGUAAAAUCAUCAAAAUUAGAUGGACUGCUUGAAAGAAGAGUAAAACAGUUUACACUGGAAGAAAAACAGCGCCUAGAAAGAAUAAAGUUGGAGGCUAGUGCUAAAUCUAUAGGCAAUAUAUCUUUAAGCCCACAAAAAAACAUAGAUGAGCCACAAACAAGUAAAUUAAAAGAAGGAAGUCAGAUUGACAUAUCUCUCCAAGAUAGAGUUCAUGUUUCAGGUAAGAGCCAAACUGAAGAUUCAUUUCAGGACUGCUUGCCAACCAGCAGUGUCUCUUGUACCAAUACCAGUGAGCCAGAUCACCCGUCUUUACCUUCCUUGAAUAGACUCUCAAAAAUAGAAGAUGUAGCCUCUGAUCACUGCUCUGAGACUCAGAGUUCAGUUCAGAGUGACACUAAAGAAAGUCAUCCUGAGCCUAUGGCUGCUGAUAAAAGUCAAGGACAAGAAAUUCUUAAAGAGAGAAUGACUGAGAAUCCCCCCAUGGAUGACUUAAAACAAACAGAUACUGAAGAAAAGAACAAUUGCGGUAUCUUGGAAAACAAUGCAAAAACCUCAGAACAAAAACUACCUAAUACAAGAGUGUCUCAGACUGUAUGUGAAAACUCUUUACCAUCCACUGAAAGUGGCUGUGAAGGAGAUGAUACUUUUCCCAUUGCUGCAAAAGUACAGCCAGAAGAAAAUUCUGCAAAACAAGUCUGUGAUCCAGAAAACAACUGCACCUUGAAAAGCUGUUCUGAAUUGGCGUCCCUUCACGAAGAUGAGGGAAAAAGUAUUACUCAGAAAAACACUGAAAGUAAAUCUGAAAACAGGGUCCUGUUUAAUCGGAAGCAAGUCAGUAAAAGUUUAGAACCAUUAAAAACUAUGCUGACUUCAGAAGAAACACUUGAAAGUCAGAGUCUGGAGCAUAUGGAUGGAACAAAUGUUAGUGAUGACUUGGUGAACUCUAAACUUACUGAAGCCAAUGGUGAAAAGCAAAGUCAGGAACAGAAACUAGAGGCAAGUACCAUAAACAAAUGUCUUGAUCAGAUGAAUCUAAAAGGUAUUACUGAUAAAAAGAAUAAUAGGAAUGGAGAAACAGAGACUCUAGAAAAAGAUGAAUCAGCUGCAUUUCAGAUUAAUGGAAAAGACAAUGAGAUUAAAGUAUUGUCAAACGAUGAAUGUUUACUGAAAGAUACCUGUGAUACUAAGGUAGGAAGUGAUAUUGAACCAAAAGUCAAUAAUAUUAGUAAAUCCAUCCCUGAACAUGAAAUAAAACCACUGGCUCUUAAAGAUUCCUCUGUGAAGCCUUUCAUGAAUGGUGAUAUCACUGUACAAGACACAAAUGAAAAAAACAGCUUGGGCACUAGAUCGUGUUCACAGAGUUCGAUGGAGGUAGGUGAUGAAUCUCCAGGAAAUCUUCUGCUUCCAGAUAAAGUGCCCAAAUGUGUGCAAAAUACUGGCGAAAAGCAGCAUUCUCCUGAAAGAGCGGGCUCUGACAGUGCUUUCAUACCAGCACAGCUUUUCUGUAAAGAAAACAACGUGGGCAAUGAGGCAGAAUGCAUGGAAACCGAAACUCCUGAGGAUAAAAAUAUUGCUCCCUCACCUGUAACUUCUUGCGAAGAAUCUAGCUUGAGUAGUGACUUCACCGAUCAGAAUGGCCUGCAGACGUAUAACAAAGUUGACAACAUCAAUGGCGACAAUAAAAUAAAAACUGUUAUUACAGAGGUAACCACCACCACAACAUCGACUGUUUCCACAGAAUCCAAAACUGUAUUUAAAGUAGCAGAGCUGUCACCUUUCAAAGACGAUAAGCAAACGGUGGUGUCAUCCACGGAAAAUUGUGCCAUUUCCACUGUAACAACUACAACCACUGUCACUAAGCUAACCUCGCCAAUCCCUGACAGCAACGUUGACGUCAUCUCUGUUCAGGAGCGUAGUAGUAAAACGGUGGUUACAACAACCGUCACUGAUUCUUUGACUACACCAGAAGGCACGCUAGUGACUUCCAUGACUGUUAGCAAGGAGUAUUCCACAAGAGACAAAGUGAAGUUGAUGAAAUUUUCAAAACCCAAAAAGGCUCGUUCUGGAACUGCCUUACCAUCUUACAGAAAAUUUGUUACCAAAAGCAGUAAAAAGAGCAUAUUUGUUUUACCCAACGAUGACUUAAAAAAGCUGGCCAGGAAAGGAGGUAUUAGGGAGGUUCCCUAUUUCAACUACAAUGCAAAACCUGCUGUGGAUAUCUGGCCCUAUCCAUCCCCAAGACCAACUUUUGGUAUCACUUGGAGAUACCGACUUCAAACUGUAAAAUCUUUGGCUGGGGUGAGCCUUAUGUUGAGGUUACUGUGGGCCAGCUUACGGUGGGAUGAUAUGGCUGCCAAAGCUCCACCUGGCGGAGGAACUACACGUACAGAAACAUCUGAAACCGAAAUUACAACUACAGAAAUAAUUAAGCGGAGAGAUGUUGGCCCAUAUGGAAUUCGUUCAGAGUACUGUAUCAGAAAAAUAAUUUGCCCUAUUGGUGUACCAGAAGCUCCAAAAGAAACUCCAACACCUCAGAGGAAGGGCCUUCGAUCAAGUGCACUAAGGCCAAAGAGGCCAGAAACACCAAAGCAAACAGGCCCUGUUAUAAUUGAAACGUGGGUAGCAGAGGAAGAAUUGGAAUUAUGGGAAAUCAGGGCAUUUGCUGAAAGGGUGGAGAAAGAAAAGGCACAGGCAGUUGAACAGCAGGCUAAGGUUAGUGAACAGAAGAAGGCCGAGGAAUUCAAGGCCCAAAUGGAGGCUCAGCUAAAACAACAACGAUUGGCUGCCCAGCAGAAACGACUGGAGCAACAAAAGCAAUUACCCACAGGAGGUGCAGCCACUACAGUCACUACAGCUAGCAGCACUGCAACCGCUGUCUCCACUCCACAGAAGGUUAUGGUAGGCCCAUUAACAGGCCCAGUUCCCACUGGAACCAAAGUUGUGCUUACUACUAAAGUGGGUUCUCCAGCUACAGUAACAUUCCAGCAGAGCAAAAACUUCCACCAGACUUUUGCUACUUGGGUUAAGCAAGGCCAGUCUUCAUCAGCUACCAGCACUCCUGCCACAUCAGCCACAACCAUUGCCAGCACAGGACAGACGUUCCAGAUCUCAGGCAGUCCAGUAACUAUGGCAGGCAAAGUGAUAACAAAGCUUCCACUUCCUGCAAAUAGCAAGAUUGUUGCUGUCAAUGUGCCAUCAACUCAAGGAGGUAUGGUUCAAGUUCAGCAAAAGGUGUUGGGUAUCAUUCCAUCAACUACAGGUGCAAAUCAGCAAACAUUUACUUCAUUCCAGCCAAGGACAGCAACUGUAACUAUUCGGCCAAAUACUACAGGGACAGUAGGAACAACAACAACUUCACAAGUAAUGCCAGGGACACCACUCCGUCCUGGUAUGACAGUAAUAAGGGCACCACUUCAGCAGUCAACAUUAGGGAAGACCAUCAUUCGAACACCACUAGUGGUGCAGCAAGGUAUUCUUCCAGCCAGUCAGACUCAACAGGUGGUGACUCAGAUAAUCAGAGGUCAGCCUGUCUCAACUGCAGUAUCUAGUACCAGCACAGCUUCUUCCAGUUCUGGACAAAAGACUGUAACAGCUCCUGGAACACCUCCACAGCCAAUACAGCCCCAAACCUCAACUCCCCAAACCCCUCGUCCCCAGCAGGGGCAAGUGAAACUUACCAUGGCCCAGCUUACACAGCUAACGCAAGGACAGGGUGGCAGUCAAGGGUUGACUGUGGUAAUUCAGGGACAGGGACAAACUACUGGUCAGUUACAGCUGAUCCCUCAGGGAAUGACUGUAAUACCGGGUCCAGGGCAACAGCUAAUGCAAGCAGCUAUGCCAAACGGUACAAUUCAAAGGUUUCUUUUCACCCCGCUACCAGCAGCAGCUACUACAGCCAGCACUACUACUACAACAGUUUCCACUUCAACAUCAGCUACAGGGGAACAGAAACAAGCCUCACAAGCUCAGGCACAACCACCACCAGUCCUGCCUCCAAUUCAGCCCCAGUCUCAGAAUCAACUGCAGACCCAGCUGCAGGCACAGACACAGUGUGUUCAGCCUCAGCCCCCAGCCCAACCACAGACUGCUCAGGCCGGAGUUCAGCCUGAAGUUCAGACACAGCCUGAAUCUCAGACUCCAACAUCCAUUCAGUCUCCAGACACAUCAGAAGCACAGCCUGUCAUGACACAGUCAGCUAAAUCACCAGUCACCGUUCAUUCUCCUACACAGACCCAGGUUCCAGGGCAGUCUCAACUUCAAGUCCAGAGUCAGCCACAGACAGUCAUUCAAGCCCAGCCCCAGCUCCAGGCUCCGCAGCAAGCCCCGGUGCAGACUACAUCACAACAGCCGAUUCAGAUGCAGCCCCAUACUUCUAUACAGAUUCAAGCUCAGCUGCAACAACAACCCCAAUCCCAGGUUCAGACUUCAGUCCAAACCCUUCCAGCUACACAAAGUUUAAGCCAAGUUACUGUACAGUCUCCAUCUCGCCCUCAGCUGCAGAUUCAGCAGCCUCCAACCAAGGUUAUUACUGUACCUCAGCUUCAGCAACAAGUCCAGGUUCUUUCUCAACUUCAAUCUCAUGUUGUGGCUCAGAUACAGGCCCAGCAGGGCAGUGUUCCUCAGCAAAUCAAGCUUCAGCUACCUAUUCAAAUUCAGCAGACGAGCCCUGUACAGGCUCACCAAAUUCAGAAUGUGGUAACGGUUCAAGCAGCUAGUGUUCAAGAGCAGCUGCAGAGGGUUCAGCAGCUCAGGGAGCAACAGCAGAAGAAAAAGCAGAUAGAAAUUAAACGUGAACACACCCUUCAAGCUUCUAAUCAAAGUGACAUUAUCCAGAAACAGGUGGUGAUGAAACACAAUGCUGUGAUAGAGCACUUGAAGCAGAAAAAGACUCUGACCCCUGCAGAACGAGAGGAAAAUCAGAGAAUGAUAGUGUGUAACCAAGUGAUGAAGUAUAUUUUGGAUAAGAUAGAUAAAGAAGAAAAACAGGCAGCAAAGAAACGGAAGAGAGAAGAGAGCGUAGAGCAGAAGCGUAGCAAACAGAAUGCUACCAAGCUCUCGGCUCUGCUUUUCAAACACAAAGAACAGCUGAAAGCUGAAAUACUGAAAAAAAGAGCACUUCUGGACAAAGACCUACAAAUUGAAGUGCAGGAAGAGCUAAAGAAGGACCUGACGAAAAUUAAGAAAGAAAAAGAAAAAGCACAGGCAGCUGCUGCUGCUGCUGCAGUGGCGGCAGCACACACAACCAGCAUCCCAUCCCCAACCACACCCCCCACGCCACUAUCUUCCCAGAAGAGAAAACGAGAGGAGGAGAAAGAGUCUUCGGCUUCCAAGUCCAAGAAAAAAAAAAUGAUCUCUACUACCUCAAAGGAAACCAAGAAGGACACAAAGCUUUACUGCAUCUGUAAAACGCCUUAUGAUGAUUCUAAAUUUUACAUUGGCUGUGACCGAUGUCAGAACUGGUAUCACGGGCGCUGUGUCGGUAUUUUGCAAAGUGAGGCAGAUCUCAUUGAUGAGUAUGUCUGUCCUCAGUGUCAGUCUACAGAAGAUGCCAUGACCGUACUCAGUCCACUGACUGAUAAAGAUUACGAGGGAUUAAAAAGAGUACUACGUUCUUUACAGGCUCAUAAGAUGGCGUGGCCAUUCCUAGAACCAGUGGAUCCCAAUGAUGCACCAGAUUAUUAUGGUGUUAUCAAAGAACCUAUGGACCUUGCUACCAUGGAAGAGAGAAUACUGAAGCGUUACUACAAAAAAGUGACAGAGUUUGUGGCGGAUAUGACCAAAAUUUUUGAUAACUGUCGUUACUACAAUCCAAGUGACUCCCCCUUCUACCAGUGUGCAGAGGUUCUUGAAUCAUUCUUUGUACAGAAGCUAAAAGGUUUCAAGGCAAGCAGGUCUCAUAACAACAAACUGCAGUCUACAGCUUCUUAGAGUUCAGCGUGUUAAUGUAACACACAGAGCAAGAAUCUGGUUGUCUGAAAAUUUUUAAUUAAGAAGCCAGAUGUUUUUAGUCAGGUUACCCUGACGAGACUUGAUGUAAACUGCCUUUUUAUUGGUCACAACAGUCAAAUUAUAUUCUUGGCUUAUUUUGUCCAAAGGACAAAGGAAUAAAAAUCAGCAGCACCACUUUCUUGUCAAGAUCAAAUUGUUGUACUAUUGUGGCAGAAGCAGGAAAACUGUCUUUUGUUGAAGGAGAGAGAAAGCAAGCAAGCAAGCAAGAAAAAGAUACAGUAAAUGGAGUCAAAUUUAACUCCAUGGAAAUGCCACGUCUGUUCUUCAGUGAAGAAGCUGGUUUAAAGUCCACACAGAAAACUUUGACUGUAUUUAUUUAUUGUUGCAAAAAAGACGCUUUUUUAUUGCUGCCCUCAUUUGUCAGCUAAUUAUUUUUUCUUAUAAAAUCCAGCCCCGGUUACAUGUAAUCCAUUCUGUAUCUUAACAUGAUUCCUGUAGGUAAAAGUACAAGACCUCUAGAUGUCUUUUCUUUCUAUGAAAGGAGCUGCUAUGUACACAUGUGCACACAGACAACUGGGAAUCAACAAUGAGUUUAUCAUUCAUGGUAGAUAAAAACAAUUAAGCUUGCAUAAAAGUUGGGCUAAGUGGUCAUGGACUACAGACUGUUGCCUUGAAUAUAACAGUACAAUUUGUCAUUUACUCUGCACCAGACUGAAAUGAGUAAAAUCUAUUUGAAGGUAUCUUGUUUGUAAACAUUUGUCAGAUUCUAAUUUUUUUCUUUUGUAUUAAAAUUCAAAAUAUGGAUGUAUAUGAAACAAAAUAAAUGGAGAUAAUUGUUCUCCCCACAGAUGUAGGUGUCUUUUGAAUGUGCGCUAAUAUGUUUGUGAUGUUUGGGGGGGGUCCUGUUCUAAUAUGUAAGUAUCCCGAGUAGUAAGGGAGGGAAAGGUAAGAUGAGUGGAAGGGAAAUGUGACUUUAUUUUUGCUACAACAGUAGCGUUUAUUUCUUUGUAUUCUUAAGCAACUGCUACCCCUUAAAAAAUCUACAAUGGUGCCAAUAAUUGCGUAUCAGAUACUAAAGGAAGUAACAUAAGACAUUUCAUUGUCGACUCCUGAAUUAAAGUAGUGAGCAAAGUAUCAUCAAGGGAUGAAAAAGUACUAAGUAUUUGUAAUUAUAUCUAUGAAGGGCAUUGUAAGUGGUUUUGUCUCUUCCUAUACAAGGAAAGCCAGUGUGAGGGAUAAAUGGAAGCCAACAGAGCGAGAUGUGAUUUGCACUUCUCUCUCGACUCUCUCUCUCUCUCUCUCACCCCCAUUGCACGUUACUUAUGUAACUGACCUUUUCUUAUUAACCAUUUCCAAUAAAUCAUCCAAGAUUUCUGCAGCUCUACAACCAUUUUACUAGAUUUUGCACUAAUU
Molecule: messenger RNA, 10524 nt
Organism: Gavialis gangeticus (Gharial)
Lineage: Eukaryota; Metazoa; Chordata; Crocodylia; Gavialidae
Gene: BPTF
Product: bromodomain PHD finger transcription factor
Exons: 32
Coding region: 82-9090 (3002 amino acids)
Biological process (GO): regulation of transcription by RNA polymerase II
Cellular component (GO): NURF complex
Molecular function (GO): RNA polymerase II cis-regulatory region sequence-specific DNA binding
Source: RefSeq, a predicted model, not a curated record